Molecule: messenger RNA, 2197 nt
Organism: Linum trigynum
Lineage: Eukaryota; Viridiplantae; Streptophyta; Magnoliopsida; Malpighiales; Linaceae
Source: the annotation of a GenBank genome assembly
CAAAUACCCUUGGUCGAAUCAUAGGUACAAGGUGAAACCACUUAAGCCUUUGCUUGCUCUAAAAAAAAGCACCAAAACACAAGUUUUGCCAUUAGAAACGUUCAAGGCACAUGCUUGGUCAGAUCAUAGGAACAAGGUGAAACGACGAAUCAUUUAUUGUCAUUACCUUGAUAUCUCAUAAAGUAGAGUAUGGAUCAUACCAAUAAUCAUGCAGGCACACGGUAUGAGGGUUAAGAAUGGUGCUUCGUAUGUGUUAUCGAAAUUCUUCCACACUUGAGCUUUGUGUUAUCCCCAUGCAUACCAAAACUCUUAAUCAUACAUCUCACUAGCCUCCCCCGAUAUCACGUGACUUUUGAUCAUAGGUAGUGUCAUAUCAAACUUAUAAGGUUAACCCUCUCAGUUAGAGAACUAUGACCUUUGCAAUGACGCGUGAAGCGUAUUCAAAAGGACAAAUUAAUUUUCCUCAUGCGAUUCUAAGUACUUUCCUCAAUCCGAGUCUUACGAUAAAUUUGGGCCAAAGCACAUGUAGCUUCCACUAACCUUUUAUGUUCAUCUCUGCCUUCACGAGAAUCUUGAUUUAUGCAUGCUUCGCAUUUUAUGCCUCAAUUGGGGUUCUUUUGCUUUAGCAGCCAGAUUGAGUAAGAGCAUUUUCGACACUUUAGCACUCGCAUAAGGGUAUACGUUUAAUUUCUUUUCCUCGAUCGUGCAUAGGGUAAAUGAAAUCAAGGGUUGUCGGAAGAUUUACCUAUGCACGUAAAAACACAUCCUCAAGUUGGCGGUCCUCUAUAAGGGUGGAACUUUUACUCGUGCUAUAGAGAAACUAGAAUCGUCUCAUAGGCUUACCCCAUCAAGAUUCAACUAGUAUCUCUUCCAAAACUCAAUUUUGUGCAAUGAGAGGUCGCCUCACACUUGGCUUUUACCGUUUUAUUUAUUAUAUCGGCAAUAUCUUGUAAGUAGACUCGUCGUGGUAGGAAUUCUGUUCGUAAUGGAGAUGGAAGAGUUAUACGCUCAAUAAUCUGUAUAGGCGAUUGAGAAUCCAACUCGCAUUACUCAAUCAUCAAGUGAUUAGACUAUAAGGUUCGAAAUUCAACAUUCGCACAUGCAUAAAGAAUAAGCAAUCGAUACUCAUCCCCCAACACUUAAACUGGACAUUGUCCUCAAUGGACACAAUAAAUAAGUUGGAGGGAGAGACAAAUGAAUAACACCUAAAAUGGUGUUAUUUAGAGCCCAUAUUUAGGUUUGUUUCGAGUAAUUUCUAGUUCUUCAUGGUUGACACAUCGUCAAUUAUACUGUAUAUUCGUUCCUCAGAGAAAUCAUUAGCGUUUUAGGGUGAAUUAGAUGAUAUGAAUGUUUUAGGUAUCAAAAGAGGGCACAAGUGUAGAUAAAGGUGCAAAAAUUGAAGAUCACGACAAAGGCAUAGAAGAUCACAGCCGGGAAUAGAGGACACGAAGCUGGAUAGCUAGAUCGCAGCCUCUGCAACGAAGAUCACGACUGCAAAGAAGGAGGCUUUAGGUGCGAACUUUUGGAGCAACCAACAAGGAAAAAACAAAAGGUUUUGAUAGUCGACUCAUGACUUUCUGCACCAUAGUACGUGAGAAAGAUCGCUGCCACGACUCACAGAUCGCGACCAAGAAGUGGGGCAUGAUCUCCUCAGCUAGUGAAGCGCAAAACGACAAGGCCCGAGAUCACGACCUUCACUUCCCAAAUCUCGCCCAUGAACUUUGCCAGUUCGUCCGUGAACUUGGCCGAGAACUUGGAGAGAUGAAAUCAAUUGUAAAAUUUCUAGUUUGAGAGAAGAAGUAGAGAGAGAAGCUGAAAGAAGAAGAAGAAGAGAAGAAUAAGGAGGAGUCAAGAAGGAAGGGAGCUCUCCCCAAUUCAAGUCUUAGGGUUUAGGGUUUAUGUUGCCUAACUCCCUUCUCAAUUAGGCUUAAUGAUGCUUAAAUAGUCAAGGUAGAAUGUCGUUCGUGGAUAUAAUCACGAUUAGGAAUGGCAAUGGGGCAGGUCUUGGGUGGGUAUCUCGAUACCCAUACCACCCCAUGGCAGGUCGGGUCUAGGUCGGGUAAUUUAUCAAAGGGCGCAGGUCGGGAAAGGUCGACCCAAUGGGUAUGUAAUUUAUGCAAAAAACAUUAGAAAUAUUCGUUAUUUUCAUUAAAGGACCAAGAAAGAAACCAUAAUAUGAUAAAAUGUAGUUAAAUUA